AUGGAGGAGGGGGCCCCGCAGGCACAGGAAGGAAGUUUCUGGCCGAGACAAGAUCGGAAACCUGCCCGACCCCAAGCUCUGGCGUCCACCGAACCGCCCGCCGUCCAUUACCCUGGGGACCCCGGCCCCGCAGCGCCCCCGGACAAGCCCAUCCCCCCACCCCUGGGCCAUGGCCUCCAGGGCACUGGCUGCCCCAGGACCCUUGGCCUCUCCACUGCCCUCAGUCUCUCCAGCACUGCCCAGUCCUUCACCUUCACAGAGACCCACACACCCAGACCACCGGUGCCCGGGACCCUGACGACCUGGGUCCCCAGCAGACCUCAGCCCCCUCAGACCCCGGCUCCAGGAGCCCCUGAGACCCGGAGUCCCCAGCUUCACAGACGCCAGCAUCACCCCGCCUCCAGCCCCCUCCCCGAGACCCAGGGCUUCCCAGACUUCAGCCCCCACACCACCCGGGGCCUCUACCCCAGGGCAUCCCUCGCCCUCUCUCAAACCCUGGACUCCACAGCCUUCAUCCCCGUCCCCAGUUCCCGGGGACCCCCCGCUGACCCCGGACCCCCGGCCCUCGCAGACCUCAAUCCACCCAGAGGCUGCGACCCUCAGAGACCCCGAACCCCUACAGUCCCAGAGCCCCUAAGCCCUUGCAGACCCCGGAGCCCCCGUCCCCCAGAACCCUGGCCCUACCAGACCCUGUCCCCCCGGACACACCGACCCUCGCAGACCCCAGACCCCCAUCCUCUCAGAGCCCCCAGCCCUCCCAACCCCUUCUCCCCGGAGAUCCCGACCCUCGCAGACCCCGGACCCCAGAGACCCCAUCCCCCAGAGCCCCCAGCCCUCACAGACCCGGGGCCCCCAGCCCUCACAGACCCUGGACUCCCCAAGCCCCCAGCCCCCGUCCCCCUAGAGCCCCCGGCCCUCACAGACCCCGUCCCCCCAGAGAACCGGACCCUCGCAGACCCCGGACCCCCAUCCCCUCAGAGCCCCCAGCCCUCAGAGACCCCUUCCCCCCGGGACCCCCGACCCUCGCAGACCCCGGACCUCAGAGACCCCGUCCCCACAGAGCCCCUGGCCCUGGCAGACCCCAGAGCACCCAUCCCCCCAGCCCUCGCAGACCCGAGGCUGAGACCCUCAGAGACCCCAGACCCCAGAGUCCCUGAGCCCCUAAAGUCCCCAGCCCUCACAGACAGGGACCCCAAAAGACCCCGUCCCCCCAGAGCCCCUGGCCCUCGGAGACCCCGGACCCCCCGUCCCCCCAAAGCACCCGACCCUCACAGACCCCGGAACCCCGGGACCCCAACCCUCACAGACCCCGUCCCCCCAGAGCCCCCGGCUCUCGCAGACCCUGGACCCCCGGCCCUCACAGACCCCGUCCCCCCAGAGCCCCCGGCCCUCGCAGACCCUGGACCCCCGGAGCCCCCAGCCCUCACAGACCCCAGAGACCCCGGCCCUCUCAGACCCCGGACCCCCGGAGUCCCGUCCCCCCAGAGCUCCCGGCUCCUACAGAUCCCGUCCCCCCGGAGCCCCCGGCCCUCGCAGACCCCGGACCCCUGGAGCCCCCGGCCCUCACAGACCCCGGACCCCCGGACCCCGAAGACCACGGCCCGCCGGACCCCCCGGCCCGGCUCGCGGAAGAGGGUGGUCGCAGGUCGUCGCUUACCGGCGCGGGGCUCCGCUUGCGCCCCCGGCCGCCGCCGCCCAGGCCCGAGCUCACCGCCGUCCCCCGACGACCCCGGCAGCCGCGGCCUCUCUGCCCGGCGCCGCCACCGUCCGCCGGAGGCGCCCCAGACGCCACCCGCCGUCGCCGCCGCCCGCCCGCCCCUGUGA
Molecule: messenger RNA, 1824 nt
Organism: Prionailurus viverrinus (fishing cat)
Lineage: Eukaryota; Metazoa; Chordata; Mammalia; Carnivora; Felidae
Product: basic proline-rich protein-like
Exons: 5
Coding region: 1-1824 (607 amino acids)
Source: RefSeq, a predicted model, not a curated record